GAGCUUGUUUCCGGCCACCUCAGCGGGAAGCGGAGACGUAAGGGGCUGGAUCUUGGGGAACUAAGGUUGAGCAAGAACUGUUGUAGCGGCGGAGGAAGGGGCCAGUGUUGGGUCCCCGUAACCUGUGAAGAUGUUACUGCUCACGAUGAUUGCCCGAGUGGCGGACGGGCUCCCGCUGGCCGCCUCGAUACAGGAGGACGAACAGUCUGUCCGAGAUCUUCAGAAGUACCAGAGUCAGGCUAAGCAGCUCUUUCGAAAGUUGAACGAACAGUCCCCAACCAGAUGCACCUUGGAAGCCGGCACCAUGACUUUUCAUUACAUUAUUGAGCAAGGAGUGUGCUAUUUGGUUUUGUGUGAAGCUACCUUCCCUAAGAAGCUGGCUUUUGCCUACCUAGAAGAUUUGCACUCAGAGUUUGAUGAACAGUAUGGGAAGAAGGUGCCCACUGUGUCCAGACCCUAUUGCUUCAUUGAGUUCGAGACCUACAUUCAGAAAACCAAGAAGCUCUACAUCGACAGCCGUGCUCGGAGAAACCUAGGCUCCAUCAACACUGAAUUACAAGAUGUGCAGAGACUUAUGGUGGCCAAUAUUGAAGAAGUCUUACAACGAGGAGAAGCACUCUCAGCAUUGGAUUCAAAGGCUAACAAUUUGUCCAGUCUGUCCAAGAAAUACCGCCAGGAUGCGAAGUACUUGAACAUGCGGUCCACCUACGCCAAACUUGCAGCAGUAGCUGUGUUUUUCAUCAUGUUAAUAGUGUAUGUGCGAUUCUGGUGGCUGUGAAGUAGUGAAUCCGGGCACUGGCAAGGGAGCGCCUAGAACCCAGCAGGUGUAUGUUUUCAGGAAGCUGAGCUCACGGAGAUGUGUAUUAGAAUCCAAGUGGAACUUAUGCCUCUAAGGACUUUGCAAGAAAAGACAUAUCCUGAAAGUGAAAGAUUACACCUCAUUUAAUAAAGCUUAACCCUAUGUAGAAAGUCUCUUUUGGGGGCAGAGGCUUUCUCUGGGUACUAAGCCAUGUAUGUUAGGGAACAGUAGAUUGUUUCGUUUUCUGUUUUCUUUCCCAGUUGUUUUACAUUUUUAAAACAGCACUGACUGGGGAAUUCUCAUUCUCAAUCGGAGCCAUCAGUGAGAUUUAACUUAACCAACCUGUGCUAGCAACAGUCAGAAAUUCCUUCGGAGAAGGCAGUCCUCUGGGCAGGUUUUUGACUCUAUCUGAUCAACAUUCCUUUUGUUGGUGACCUUUGUAAUUUUCAGUAAUCUGAGUUUUUUGAUGGCCUUUAAAGUAAGACUCCAGUAUGUGAAGGUUAAUUGCUGUGCUGCAAAGACCUUUUCUGUUGGCCCCUGUAGCAAGUUAACCUUUGUUAUUUUUCUUUUAUAUUUUGCUUAUUGCACAAUUGCUUUAGGGUUAAACGAAUUAUAUCAAGAUGCCUUGAAAUUAUAUUAUAGCACUCCUUGAUUAAGAAGCUAAAGUGUUUUCUGUCAUUUAUUCCUUACAAGACUUAAAUUUGUUUGGGACAUUCUUUAUUUUAUUUUUCAGCAUCUGGUUUAUAUUAAGAUGAGUGAGCAUAGCAUACGUAAAGCUGGAGGCCCCUGACUUAGGAAAAGAAAGACUCAGCUCAUAACUACAGCUUUGUCCUGCCCCUUUCUCACUUUCUCCGUCACGGUUUUCUCACUGUCUUUUCUCCUUGCUACGAUUUGUUAACAUUUUUAAAAUUCUUGCCCAGUAGUUUCAUGUCCCAUAAGCAUCCUCUCAGGACAGUCUCAGAUUUCAAAAUGAAGGAUGUUCAGCUAUGUAGUUAAUUAAAUUUAAGGUUUUUGUGGAGUGACUACUCAAACUACUAAAUACUACAUUUAUCUGAAAAAGUGGAGAGCUCCUCACACCUGCUUCAGUUUAUGUAAAUUCUCUGAGAAUGAUCUAGAGCUAUGUAACUCAUUUAUAGUGGUUUCUUUUAACAAAGUACCUAUGAUUUUUCUCUUCCUUGCUCAGGGAUAAUGGGGAUUUCCUUUUACCUUCUGAGAUAGAAUUUUUUAAAUGGGAGAGUAGGCUUUUUCAGUAUUGUCACAAGGAUCUGCAGUAUAACCUGUAACUCCUACAAAUACUGCAAAUAUUUAUUUAAAUUGUACAGGAAAAUGAGCCAACUUCUUAACAUCUUUGGAAAGAACUUUAACCAGUCAGUAAUUUUAUAACUAUGGGGUCACCAAAGCUACUGUCCUGAUUCCUGAUAGAGACAAAAAUUCUAUUUCCUUGUAAUAAGGCAAGGAGAAAUGCUUACUUUAUUCCUGAUAAUUUCCAGAACUAGAAUAAAAUUUUUUUCUUUCCAUUUUGGACCUAAACCUGCUAAUUGGCAUUUUGUGCAUGAAAUAUGAAGUUACUCUUUUUUUAUAGAAAAUAAGUUAAGUCCCUGAAAGUAAUGUUGUCCCUAAGUAAUGAUGUUGGUAAUAAAAGCCUUUGAAAGGCCGGAAAGCUAAAUAGUGGCAGCAAAGCAUUCGGUGCUUCUGUAGGAGUGCAGAGUGGCAGCUCACCGUUGAGAGUUGCAUGCUGUAACCAAGUGGUCAGCAGUGAAAUAAAUGCUUCUAGAAUGUUCCCUUCA
Messenger RNA from Artibeus jamaicensis (Jamaican fruit-eating bat), 2586 nucleotides. RefSeq names its product SEC22 homolog B, vesicle trafficking protein (gene SEC22B). The transcript has 5 exons. Gene Ontology annotation, cellular component: Golgi membrane; SNARE complex; ER to Golgi transport vesicle membrane. Bases 131 to 778 code for a protein of 215 amino acids. Gene Ontology annotation, molecular function: SNAP receptor activity. The record is from RefSeq and is a predicted model, not a curated record. Gene Ontology annotation, biological process: endoplasmic reticulum to Golgi vesicle-mediated transport; retrograde vesicle-mediated transport, Golgi to endoplasmic reticulum; vesicle fusion with Golgi apparatus. NCBI's taxonomy places the organism in Eukaryota, Metazoa, Chordata, Mammalia, Chiroptera, Phyllostomidae.